AUGAGAGAAUCAAACUUUUCUUUUCCUUCACAAAACCGUGCUUCUGUUUGUAUUACAUCUGCUCUAUAUGACCGUAGAGCUCUCGACUGCACGGCCAUCUUACCUCUAAUCAAUUCCCUUACACAUCUUACCUAUUUAACGAGUACUUCCCCACGCAUCCGAGAGAUUCUUACGAUGGACGGCGGACUAGAACGCUUGGUUCGUAUAUUGAAAACUACUAAAGUUAAUGAUAAAAGAAGUGCUUUAGAAAAUGGUAACGCGUCGAAUCUUAUUCAGAUGUCUGAUGAAUCUGAACAACCUCUAACAUCUUAUCCUCACUCACCUAAUUCAACAUCCAUUUUUCCUUCUGAUUAUCAAACUGACGAUUCUGACAUCUCUCAUGUUGGUUCAUCAAAUAUGCAAUCUGUGAUUUCAACAGCUGCCGCAUCCACGAAUAGGUUUUUAGCAAAUGUUACGACAACUUAUGAUAUAAGAUCGUCUGAUGAUGCAAGAUCAGAUGUGGCAUCUUGGGGUUCGGUUGCAGAUAAUGAAGAAGCUGUUUUAACCACAACAGUACCACAGUUACCAUCAGCAAUGACUGGUACAAAUGGUACAAACAUAACUCCAAGCAUACGAACAACUCCGACACCCAACAAUACACCACCAACUAAUCCGACUACUCAAUCAACUUUAGAAAUUGACGUCCUUUAUCGUGAAGAAGAUAUUCUCUUAUCUCUUCAAUUGCUAGCCUAUCUUUCAAAGUAUCCUCAUUUACGCGCUACAUUCCACAAUGCUUAUCCACCUCAUAAUGUAUUUUCUCUUGUGGAAAAAUUCACUCAUCGUCUUCAUCCUGGUGAAAUUCAAUAUUGGGCUGGUGUUAUUAUGCGCAAUGCCUGUCGUAAAGAUGAAGAACGUGGCGGAAUUCGUCAGUGUGCUUAUAUGGCUUGUGGCAAGUGGGAGAGUUUUCCAAGAGAAUUUGCAAAAUGUCGGAGGUGUCGUAAGGCUAAAUAUUGUUCUAAGGCCUGUCAGUCAAAAGCAUGGAGUGAAGGACAUCGAUGGUGGUGUAUGGAACGACACAGUCACGGUGAUUCUGAUAGCACAACUUCUAAUGGUCAAACAACAUCUACCGCUAGCACAUCUUCGGGACUAAAUGUGCAUCGUUCCCGCUCAACAAAUUUCGUUCAUUCUACAGAUAACAUAGCGAGAUCAACAAAUCGUGAAGCAACGCCAACGACGGUAACGGCUGGUGCAGGUUCCGAAUCUGGAUCUGUUUUAGUAUCGUAA
Racocetra fulgida is the source of this 1263-nucleotide messenger RNA. NCBI's taxonomy places the organism in Eukaryota, Fungi, Glomeromycota, Glomeromycetes, Diversisporales, Gigasporaceae. The record is from the annotation of a GenBank genome assembly.